ACAGCAGUGACGGUUGUGAUGAGAUCCUCAAAAGCUAUGGGUUUAGGGCAUUGCAUGGUUUAUCUUGUGGUCCUCAGUGCAAUUGCGGCUACAGUGACAUCAUACCCUUACUCAUCCCCUCAAACACCAGAAUACAAAUCUCCCAGCCUUGAACACAAAUCACCAUACCCACCUAAAAAGUAUUCCCCAUACUACUCCACAUCACCACCACCUUCACCACAAUAUAGAAGACAAGGCCCUAAGUACACACCACAUCCAAAACCAUAUGUCUACAGCUCACCACCUCCUCUGUACUACUCUCCUUCCCCAAAAGUUGAUUACAAAUCCCCACCACCACCAUACGUCUACAGUUCGCCACCUCCCCCGUACUACUCUCCUUCCCCAAAGGUAGACUACAAAUCUCCACCACCAUCAUACGUCUACAGCUCGCCACCUCCCCCGUACUACUCUCCUUCCCCAAAGGUAGACUACAAAUCCCCACCACCACCAUACGUCUACAGCUCUCCACCUCCCCCGUACUACUCUCCUUCCCCAAAGGUUGACUACAAAUCCCCACCACCUCCUUAUGUCUACAGCUCUCCACCUCCCCCAUACUACUCUCCUUCCCCAAAGGGUGACUACAAAUCCCCACCACCACCGUACGUAUACAGCUCUCCACCUCCCCCGUACUACUCUCCUUCCCCAAAGGUUAACUACAAAUCUCCACCACCACCAUACGUCUACAGCUCGCCACCUCCCCCAUACUACUCUCCUUCCCCAAAGGUUAACUACAAAUCCCCACCACCACCAUACGUCUACAGCUCACCACCUCCCCCAUACUACUCUCCUUCCCCAAAGGUUAACUACAAAUCUCCACCACCACCAUACGUCUACAACUCGCCACCUCCCCCAUACUACUCUCCUUCUCCAAAGGUUAACUACAAAUCCCCACCACCUCCUUACGUCUACAGCUCCCCACCUCCCUCAUACUACUCUCCUUCCCCAAAGGUUGACUACAAAUCCCCACCACCACCAUACGUCUACAGCUCACCACCUCCCCCAUACUACUCUCCUUCCCCAAAGGUUAACUACAAAUCCCCACCACCACCAUACGUCUACAGCUCGCCACCUCCCCCAUACUACUCUCCUUCCCCAAAGGUUAACUACAAAUCUCCACCACCUCCUUACGUCUACAGCUCGCCACCUCCCCCAUACUACUCUCCUUCCCCAAAGGUUAACUACAAAUCUCCACCACCUCCUUACGUCUACAGCUCCCCACCUCCCCCAUACUACUCUCCUUCUCCAAAGGUUAACUACAAAUCUCCACCACCUCCUUACGUCUACAGCUCCCCACCUCCCCCAUACUACUCUCCUUCUCCAAAGGUUAACUACAAAUCUCCACCACCACCAUACGUCUACAAGACACCAUACUAUUGAUUUUGAAUUGUUUCAUUAACAAGAAACAUGAUUGCAAUAAUUUUUUCUUAAUGAUUUCUUUUUCUUGAUUCUUCUGAUUUUGUUGUUUUGUUCAACUAUCUCUUGUAAAC
Capsella rubella is the source of this 1526-nucleotide messenger RNA. Its product is annotated as extensin-2. NCBI's taxonomy places the organism in Eukaryota, Viridiplantae, Streptophyta, Magnoliopsida, Brassicales, Brassicaceae. The transcript has a single exon. Gene Ontology annotation, biological process: plant-type cell wall organization. The record is from RefSeq and is a predicted model, not a curated record. Gene Ontology annotation, molecular function: structural constituent of cell wall. The coding region runs from base 19 to 1416 and encodes 465 amino acids.